Equus quagga is the source of this 3214-nucleotide messenger RNA. RefSeq names its product CD276 antigen. The transcript has 11 exons. The record is from RefSeq and is a predicted model, not a curated record. NCBI's taxonomy places the organism in Eukaryota, Metazoa, Chordata, Mammalia, Perissodactyla, Equidae. The coding region runs from base 529 to 1767 and encodes 412 amino acids.
AUUGCUGUUUUGCUAGUGAAUUGGCAGGUUUGGGGGCCUAAGGCAGUGAACUGUCAGGAAAGGGGAUUUAUUUCUAAGCCAAACCUGCCCUAAUGAGAAAUGCGUGAUGGAUGACUCAGAUACGGGAUCUAUCAUUCAGGGAAAACGUUAAGCAAACAGCAAAGCAAAAAAGAUUGGAGGGAGAGGAAGGGUUUGUUUGGCUUAAUGGAGGAAAACUAUUUACCUUCAAAUGGGAUAUGGAUAAUUGUAAAUGAGUCUGAUUUCAUCAUUAAGUUAAGGCCCCUGGUCUUUUUCUUAUAAGCAUGUCUUUAGCAGUUAGCUUCUACAUUAGAAAGUAAUGAAGCUGUUCUGUCUUUAACAGAGUUCUUUAUUUAGUUCAGCCACCUCUAAUUCCCACAGGCCUUCCAGAAAUCCCUAGGAAAUCUGAUGCUGUGCAGCCUUCCGUGUAGUUUGGGGGCCUCCACAUAGGUGGGAAGCUUUUGGAGGCUGAGGGAAAUUGAAGUCUAAACUUGAAAUCGCAGUCUCGACAUGUCCGAUGGGCUGGGCUAUCUGAGUGGCAGGGAGGGUGGAGAGCUCUGGGGCAUGAGCCGUGGCUCGUAUUUCCAGCUCAUCUGGCAAUGGGAAUAUUUUGGUGAACUUUCCAAGGUACUCCAGACUCCUGUGCUCCAAGAAAUCAGACCAUCCAGCGUGUGGAAGCCUCUCCCCGGAGCCCGUCUUCCCAGAGGAUGCUAUCCUUCAGUGCCUCCCAGCUGCCUUCAGGGCAGGGGCAGCCUUCCACCACGGAGAGCCAGCUGUCAGCUGCCUCACGGGAAGAUGCUGUGUCGACGGGGCAGCCCCAGCACGAGUGUGCCUGUGGCCACCGCCCUGGGAGUGCUGUGGUUCUGCCUCACAGGCGCCGCCGUGGAGGUCCAGGUCCCCGAAGACCCUGUGGUGGCCCUUGUAGGCACCGAUGCCACCCUGCGCUGCUCCUUCUCGCCCGAGCCCGGCUUCAGCCUGGCGCAGCUCAACCUCAUCUGGCAGCUGACGGACACCAAACAGCUGGUGCACAGCUUUGCCGAGGGCCGCGACCAGGGCAGCGGCUAUGCCAACCGCACUGCGCUCUUCCCGGACCUGCUGGCUCAGGGCAAUGCGUCCCUGAGGCUGCAGCGCGUGCGCGUGGCCGACGAGGGCAGCUUCACCUGCUUCGUGAGCAUCCGGGACUUUGGCAGCGCCGCGGUCAGCCUGCAGGUGGCAGCGCCCUACUCAAAGCCCAGCAUGACCCUGGAGCCCAACAAGGACCUGCGGCCCGGGGAUACGGUGACCAUCACGUGCUCCAGCUACCGGGGCUACCCUGAGGCUGAGGUGUUCUGGCAGGACGGGCAGGGUGCGCCCUUGACCGGCAACGUGACCACGUCGCAGAUGGCCAACGAGCAGGGCUUGUUCGACGUGCGCAGCGUCCUAAGGGUGGUGCUGGGCGCCAACGGCACCUACAGCUGCCUGGUGCGCAACCCUGUGCUGCAGCAGGACGCCCAGGGCUCCGUCACCAUCACGGGGCAGCCCAUGACAUUCCCCCCUGAGGCCCUGUGGGUGACAGUGGGGCUCUCUGUCUGUCUCGUCGCACUGCUGGUGGCCCUGGCCUUCGUCUGCUGGAGAAAGAUCAAACAGAGCUGUGAGGAGGAGAAUGCAGGAGCUGACGACCAGGAUGGGGAGGGAGAAGGAUCCAAGACGGCCCUGCGGCCUCUGAAACACUCUGAAAACAAAGAAGAUGAUGGACAAGAAAUAGCCUGACCACGAGGAUGAGGGAGCUGCUGCCCCAGCCUGGGGCUCCUCUGGCUGCCCUGGUGCCUCACUGUGAGCCCUGGGCUGGGACUUCCCUGCCCCCAGCAGAUGGCUCCCCCUCUGGCGAGUCUAUUCAUUCUGCAAAGGAAGUGAUCCAUAGACCACCCUGCAGCCGUAUUUCUCCAACGGACACGAUUCCCAAGUCAUCCUGCUGCCUUAUUUCUCUGUGACAUGAUACAUAAAUCAGCCGGCUGCCUUAUUUGUUAUGGAUACAAUACACAGACCACCCCACCUCCUUGUUUCUCCAAUGGAUGUAUUACAUGGACCAUCUGGCUGCCCUUUUUCUCCCAGGGACAAAAUAUUCAGACAGACCCUCUGCCUUAUUUCUCCAAAGACGUGAUACACAGUCACCCCUUGCCUUGUUUCUGCAAUGGCCCUAAUACACUAGCGCUCACUUCUCAGCCUUUCUCUCACCUGCCUGUCCUCCCGUCUCCUCAGACAGGGCUGCUGCAGCCCCGGCAUCUUGUUGAGUCCAGAGGUGUCUCCUGCUCUGGGCCCAGUGUUGGCCUUUUGCCUCCCUCGCUUAGUGAAGACAGGGCCCUGCCCUGGGCACGCAGACACGCAGGUGCAUGUGCUGGAACACGUAACAACCUCCCGGGCCCAGUUUCUUCCUUGGUGCCCUGGGCUGUGCCCUGUGAGCCCCCCACCACCCAGCCUCCCCAGGGCAAGCGUGUGCUGGUCACACUGGGUCUCUGGGCCGCUGUGUGGGCCCCCUGGGGGUCAGCUUCUGUCCCUCUGCUUUUCCUGCCUUUCCUUUCAUUUGUCCAUUCAAGUAAUGUUCAUGAGCAUGCAUGGUGCAUCAGCCCUGUGUCCGGUGUCCCUGCGUGAGAAGACAAGCCCCUCCCUCCAGCAGCUGGACCUGCAGCUGGGAAACUCAUGCGGAAACAGCGGUUCAUGUGGGGCGUCCUGCCUUGCUCCCUCCUGUACUCUGUGCCCACAGCUCCCUGGAUACCUCACCCCCGUGCCAUCCUUAGCCCUCACCCGGAGUGGAAGGCGGGGACAGGAACCUGGAGAGAGGGAUGGAGCCUCUCGCCGCCACUGAAGGAUCUUAUGGUUUCCACAGUGUCUUUCCAGGCGUGAGCAGCUUAGCAGGCAGCCAAGGCCCAGGAGACCUGGAGAGCUGAAGCCUAGGGGAAACCUGGUGCCUCUCCUCCUUGGCGGGAGCCUGGGGCGGGGACACAGCCACCCGUCCCUGCUGUGCUACUGUGGGGCUUGUCUCUGGCCGGCCCCCAGCCUCCGGCAGAGUAAACUUCGGAUGUUCUGGUGUUUUCGCCGACAUAUCUCCCUUCUCCAGGAAUGGAAGACGUGGGGAUUUCUAAUUUAAAAUGUGGGGCUCUGAGGAAUUUUGUUAACUGGGGGUGUAUUUUGGGAAAAAUAAAUGCCUUCGUAGAAAGUU